Molecule: messenger RNA, 1143 nt
Organism: Phytophthora sojae
Lineage: Eukaryota; Oomycota; Peronosporomycetes; Peronosporales; Peronosporaceae
Exons: 5
Coding region: 1-1143 (380 amino acids)
Source: RefSeq, a predicted model, not a curated record
AUGAACCAAGAAGAUGUGGAGGUCUUCUCCAAGGAGACCUUCUUGACGUCGAUCAAGCGGAUCUCAGAGUCCGGUGCAGGCAACCGGAAUGCGCAGAACUCCAACACAAUCGUCAUCGAGGAAGCGCCAGCCAUGGCAUUAGUUCGUGAGAAGCACGCACAGCUUCACGAUGUUGUUGGCUCUUUAUCCGAGAAAAUCAGCGCAGUGCUGGCUCGACAGGAGCGAGAUUUCUUGGCUGCGUAUCGAGCGCACAUGUACAACGUCCAGAAGGAGCUGCACGAAAUGCGUGAGAAAAUUCACCGGAACGAGACUUACAUGAAAGAAAACUUGGAGGCGAUCGAAGAGGACCGGAACUGGCUCGAGAAGCAGCUCAAGGCGUGCAAAAAGCAGAAUAAACUGCUUCGUGCCGAACUUGAUGUUCGUCUCGCCGUGCCUGGAAACAAUUCUGGGUCGGAUUCUGGUGGAGUCUUCCCUCCUUUCGACACACAGAGUAGGUCAGGCUCCAAAAUGCAAAAGCAUCGAAGCUCGCAAGAUCCGAUAUCCGCCGCAGCACCAACAGUAGGAGCUCAUGGUUUACCCCAUUUGAAUCUGGACGUUGCUUCAACGGGGCAGGCGGCGAUGUUGGCAGAAGAGCGAGAGGAAAAACUCAAAAAGCAGAUCCACGCCUUGAAACGGGAGCUGCAGCAUAAAUCAAACGAGCUCACAACGAUCAAAAGGCAGCAACGCCUGCUGAGGCGAGAUGGGGGUACCGGACAAUCGCUUCUUGAGCGGUUUUUCCUGCAAUGUGUUGACUCGGUGAAGGAGGAAGUGGCACCCGGGGACAAACCUCGCCAACCAAGAUUCGACGUUGAGCUGGAUGACUUCACACCAAAUGACCGCGUACGACUAAUCGAACGUUUGUUAGCUCACGACGAGGUGCUCACCUUCCUGUACAAUCACCUGUUCCCGUCUGAGAAAGCUUCAGCAGUUAACAUGGAUAGGCUGGAAAUCAGCUGGAGCUCGCAGCCAUCCGGACGUGGCGCACAAAGAGAUGAAAUUCCAUUCCCGGUACUGCAGGCUUCAGCGAGUCUUCCCGAUACAUCAAUUCGAAGUGGAUCCCUGUCGCUGGACCUUUUCACCAAGGAAUACUUGAAAUCAGUGUAA